This is a messenger RNA of Lampris incognitus (smalleye Pacific opah), 1884 nucleotides long. RefSeq names its product mucin-2-like. The transcript has 5 exons. NCBI's taxonomy places the organism in Eukaryota, Metazoa, Chordata, Actinopteri, Lampriformes, Lampridae. Bases 1 to 1734 code for a protein of 577 amino acids. The record is from RefSeq and is a predicted model, not a curated record.
AUGUGGAGCAUUCUCAGAGUUUGGAUCAUUCUUAGUUUCGGCGCCUCAGCCGCUCUGCUUGGGAUGAAGGUGACAGCCAUAAGCACCAUAUCCCCACCGGCAACUCACAGCCCGCCCUCAUCUGCAUCCACCCACAAAGCCUCCCAAACCCAUGUCACCGCCCACAGCCCCCCCAAGGAAGCGUCCCCUGAUACCAUGGCAACGACCACUCGCAGCUCCCUCAGCAAAGCAUCCCCCCAUACCAAGACGACCAUAACCACUAAAAGCCCACCCUCUGAAAUAUCCCCUGAUACAGCAACAAAAAACACCAACAGCAUCUCCACUAGAACAUCCCGUGAAACCACGGCAACAACCACCCACGGCUCCUCUAAUGAAGCAUCCGCCAAUACCAAGACAACAACCACUAAAAGCCCAACCUCUGAAAUAUCCCGUGAUACCACAACAAAAAACAUCAACAGCAUCUCCACUAGAACAUCCCGUGAAACCACGGCAACAACCACCCACGGCUCCUCUAAUGAAGCAUCCGCCAAUACCAAGACAACAACCACUAAAAACCCAACCUCUGAAAUAUCCCGUAAUACCACAACAAAAAACACCAACAGCAUCUCCACUAGAACAUCCCGUGAAACCACGGCAACAACCACCCACGGCUCCUCUAAUGAAGCAUCCGCCAAUACCAAGACAACAACCACUAAAAACCCAACCUCUGAAAUAUCCCGUGAUACCACAACAAAAAACACCAACAGCAUCUCCACUAGAACAUCCCGUGAUACCACAACAAAAAACACCAACAGCAUCUCCACUAGAACAUCCCGUGAUACCACAACAAAAAACAACAACAGCAUCUCCACUGGAACAUUCCGUGAUACCACAACAAAAAACACCAACAUCUCCACUAAAAAGUCCUCUGAUGCCACAGCAACCACCAACAGCUCCUCUACUGGAACAUCCUCUACGAAAAGGACAACAACGUCACACAGGCCCGGUUCCGGAGGGACCACUGUUACAACAACCUCCACACAACACAGCACAGUGGGACCGGAGUCUUCCAAGCCCACUGGAAAAAUCUCGCCCUCCCCCACAUCCACCACUUCCAUCUCCGCGGGAGGCACACCAAAUUCUUCUGGAACCAAGACUCCAACCAGAACAACUCCCUCCAAUUCCUCUGCCAGCAGUGAUACCACAACCCAUUCAGGCAUCUCUACCUUGACAGGAUCCACCUCACCAACGCCCAAAAACACCCCAAAACCCACAAAGUCCACUCCCGCUCACACCAUCACGACAACAGCUGGAAGAACGCACAAACAGACAACAGGCAAUUCAGUAGUCCCAGUCCGCCCUACCUCCAGCACUCUCCAUCCACAUGUCACGUCUACUGCCAGUAAAAAAACAGGACCCACCUCCCCCACACUGCAGACAACCACUUCCCACACAGACAGCAGAACAACCAAGAGCCCCGCAGGGGGCGGAACCCUGGUGCCAGGCUGGGGCAUCGCCCUGCUGGUACUGGCUGCACUGAUACUGCUGAUCCUACUGGUAUUGCUGAUAGUACUGUUGGUGUGGUGCUGCUGCAGGAGACACUACAGCGGCUUGGGCCCCUACGACCAGCUGAACCCCGCCAACGACAUCCCGCUCUACAGCACGCACAGCCAAUUCCGGUACAACGGGCAAAAUUACGGAGACAUGGAGAAACCAAUGAAAAGCCGGACAGGGAUGUACAUUGUCAACCAAUAGUUUUCCAUGGCCAAUGCGCUCACCGCAUCAUAAGGAUUUGGAAAAACUUGUCCAUGGAUUUAUCUUCAGUCGACUCGACUGCGGUAACAGCGUCUUUACAGAUCUCUCUAAAAACAUCGAUCGAACAGCUGCAGCUGAUUCAGAAUGCCA